ACAUGCACCCUUUAAAAUAUUUAUAUGUUUUAACUAUUAUGAGUCUCAAGUACGGGAAUCCUUAAAACAAAGCUCAGGUCUAGACAGCAAACAGAAGAGUAGUCACUUGAGCAUAUUUUAGACCAUAGUUUAAAAAUCAUAGGCUUUUUUCAAUUUCAAAUUAAAAUGCUCAGUAAUGGUGCCAAUGAUUUCUCAGUUGAAAAGUCCUUCAGAAUAAAGCAGGAUGAUAGAUUCUUCUCCAGGCUAUUGGCUAAGGAGACCUCCGUGGCCAAUUCUUCUUCAAGGGUCUUAUAUUAUGGAGAAACAUCAGUUGCAGUUCCUUUCAUAUGGGAGGCACAACCAGGAACCCCCAAGCACCCUUUGUCUGAGACCUCUCUGCCUCCACUUACACCCCCACCUUCAUAUUAUUCCAAUUCCAAGUACAAUAACAAGAGAAGAAACUCAAAAGCCAAUAUGUUUUCAUGUUUUUUGCCAAGGUUUGCAUGCUCGAGGAAGACUCAUGUAUCACCAUCAUCAUCUCCGUCAUUUUCCACAUCUUCAUCAUCAUCAUGGUCAGUGGUAUAUCCAUCGUACUCAUAUUCCAUGAAAGACAAAGAUCAAAGAAGUCUCUCUUUCUCAAGCUCAACAGUUCCUGGCAUUCUUUUGGAACAUAAAGCUUCAAACGGAUUUAGAGGCCGCUAUCCUUCUAAGAACAUGAAGAAUGCCAUUGAAAGCCAUGGAGCAGUCUAAUUUAUGAAGGGCAGUAAUGGAAAGCCAUCAGCAAGCAGAGACGCAAGUUCUUGAUAGUGACAGUAGCAGCUGGAAGUAAUUAAGGACACAUAUAAUAAGUCUUAUGGCCAGUAUUCUGUUGACC
Molecule: messenger RNA, 853 nt
Organism: Gastrolobium bilobum
Lineage: Eukaryota; Viridiplantae; Streptophyta; Magnoliopsida; Fabales; Fabaceae
Exons: 2
Coding region: 166-729 (187 amino acids)
Source: RefSeq, a predicted model, not a curated record